AGUCAUUGACAUGCAUGCUCUGCUGUCCUGUCACGUUCACAGCUCCGCAGCAAGGCUAUAAGAUGCCAUACCGCCCUGCAGAUCCAUCACUUCACUGAACUUGGCUCACAGUAAGAAGCUGAAAUCAUGUCUAAGAUGGUUGUGACCCAGCCGAGGCCCUUCAUCACAAACUCCAUAUCCAAUGAAUGGACCUCUGGCAUCUGUGAAUGCUUCCAAGACCUGCCCCAGUGUUGCUUGGCCUUCUGGUGUCUUCCUUGCUUCUACUGUAAGACAGCCCACGAGGCCGGGGAGUGUGUGUGUUUACCUCUGCUGGACGGUUUUGGAUGCAUCCCUCCGAUAUCCACAGCCCUCAGGGUGUCAGUACGCCAACGAUAUGGAAUUGAGGGUACAGUUUGCAAUGACUGCGUGUACGCCUGCUGCUGCGGGCCCUGCAGCUGGUGUCAAAUAGCAAGAGAGAUCAAAACAAGGAAGAAUCCCAUUAUAUAUAGAUAAGAACAAUAUGCUGCCACAGCAUCAGCAUCAUUAACGUCAUCGCCACCAUCAGCGGUGUCUCUUCAUCAUUAGGUGUUUGGAAUAAGAGGGGAUAAGUAGACUGAUUUGUGAUCUGUUUUAAGCACGUCUGCCUCUAAGGAAUGUAGCUUGUUAAAGAUCACCACAUGAGGGUCAUAAAUUUUGGAUGACAGUAAGAUAAGAUAAGCAGACACUUGGCCUCUAUGACUGUUACUGACAUUGCAAGCAGAUUUCACACAGAGAUCUUAACACUAUACACUGUUAUCCCGAAUUAGUUGACUUUGCCAGAAAUUUGCGUGGAAACCAGUUGCCUUAAACCAUCUGAGUUUUUACCCAAGGUGGAACUUAACAGGUCAAGUUGUAUUAACACAGGGUAGUAAGUUGAUGCAGUAGACAAAUCAAGUUUACAUUAGUAGUCGUUACAAUAAAAUCAGUAGUAAACUUAAAUUAUUUUUUCUGGAGUCACGUUGCCUAAAAUAAGCAUGUUAAGUAAAACAUGCAAAGAAACAUAAGAAAUAUAAAACAUUAGGCUACAUAUAAUAAUAAUAAUAAUAAUGAUAAUAAUAAUAAUAAAAAUAUUUUUUAUUUAAAGGCGCCUUUUCUCGGCACUCAAGGACACCGUACAGGGAUACAUAAGACAUAUGUCACUACUAAAUAAAUAAUUUGUUCAUAUAUACAUAGUUUUUUUUUCUUUAUGACAGUAUAAUGUGUUUUAAUUUAUUAGUUCCAAAACAACAAAAGAAACCAAUCAAUAUAAAUCAUCAUCUUUCAAUGUAACGUGUUGCAUGGAUAGCUUCACUCAGUAGACUGAAUUACUAUUUUCCAAUCAAUAUAUACUGUAUAUCAAUAUAUACUGCCCAGACCCCAUCAGUCCCCACCCAGGUCUCGGUCAUGGUGCAACAAUAAAUGUAGAUAAACGUGAACACUAAAUCAACCAUACUCAACUUAAACCCAGAUAACCUAAAUGCACACCCAAAACAUUAACAGAACAUUAUUAAAACGCACUUUGACUAGGACAGAACCCCAUGAGCAUUUGCACAGCUUCAGCGUAGAACAGUUCAAACGACCCCGCCCCUCUCAUAUAGAAACGUAACGUUAUCUCUGCUUAUGACAUGAUCUGUGCACUUCAUAACUUAUGCUGAUUAUUACAAACAACGAAUGUGGUUUAGAAAUGAAUGUUUUUUUUUAAAGAAAACAUGAAAGAAUAAAGUAGUGACCACUAAAGAGUUUUAUUACAGCUAAAUCUGGCUUUACAGUGAUUGGGGCGCUUACUUACUUCACUUUUUCCAAGAUGUUUGUUUUAUAUGUUCCUUUGGAUAAUGGAUUGCUUGUUCACUUGUAUUGCUUGUUAUUAUUUCAAUGUAUGUAUGUAUGCUUGUAUAUGGGCUGAUUUUCACUUGUUAUAUUAAAAGCCAAAGAGGUA
Messenger RNA from Perca fluviatilis (European perch), 1933 nucleotides. RefSeq names its product cornifelin homolog A-like. The transcript is spliced from 4 exons. Lineage: Eukaryota; Metazoa; Chordata; Actinopteri; Perciformes; Percidae. The coding region runs from base 127 to 492 and encodes 121 amino acids. The record is from RefSeq and is a predicted model, not a curated record.